AUGGAGAUGCUCCAGGGGCUGCUGUUGUGGCUGCUGCUGAGCGCGGGUGGGGUGCAGGCAUCCAAGGAGCCACUGCGGCCGCUGUGCCGGCCCAUCAACGCCACCCUGGCUGCCGAGAAAGAAGCCUGCCCGGUCUGCAUCACCUUCACCACCAGCAUCUGUGCUGGCUACUGCCCCAGCAUGGUGCGGGUGCUGCCAGCCCUCCUGCCGCCCGUGCCCCAGCCUGUGUGCACCUACCACGAGCUCAGGUUCGCCUCUGUCCGGCUCCCCGGCUGCCCACGCGGCGUGGACCCAAUGGUCUCCUUCCCUGUGGCCCUCAGCUGUCGCUGUGGGCCCUGCCGCCUCAGCAGCUCCGACUGUGGGGGUCCCAGACCCCAACCCUUGGCCUGUGACCACCCCACCCUCCCAGACCUCGUCUUUCUCUGA
This is a messenger RNA of Phyllostomus hastatus (greater spear-nosed bat), 426 nucleotides long. RefSeq names its product lutropin subunit beta. The transcript has 3 exons. Bases 1 to 426 code for a protein of 141 amino acids. Gene Ontology annotation, cellular component: cytoplasm; extracellular region. The record is from RefSeq and is a predicted model, not a curated record. NCBI's taxonomy places the organism in Eukaryota, Metazoa, Chordata, Mammalia, Chiroptera, Phyllostomidae. Gene Ontology annotation, molecular function: hormone activity. Gene Ontology annotation, biological process: G protein-coupled receptor signaling pathway.